Rhizophagus irregularis DAOM 181602=DAOM 197198 is the source of this 1601-nucleotide messenger RNA. RefSeq lists its product as uncharacterized. Gene Ontology annotation, cellular component: phagophore assembly site. Gene Ontology annotation, biological process: autophagosome assembly. NCBI's taxonomy places the organism in Eukaryota, Fungi, Glomeromycota, Glomeromycetes, Glomerales, Glomeraceae. The record is from RefSeq and is a predicted model, not a curated record.
UUUAAGUCUAAAAUUGAUAAGAAUUUGAAUAAGAUUUUAUUAAUCCUUAUUUACCGCAAAAACUCAUUUACCUGUUACACGAGAUAAAAUUAGCCAUACAAUCAGAAAUAAUCACCUUUUUUUUUAUUCCGGAACUUAUUGUCGAUCUUUCUUUACUUAUUCAUAAAUUUGCGCGUGACACCACAUAAAUAGUAUAAAUAUUAUAAAAUUUUCAUUCUUUAGCUUUUCGUUUAAUCAAAGCUAAAAUAAAAUACAUUUUAAAUGUCUUCAGAACAGCCUUUACACGUUGUAAUAAAAAUUCCAUAUAAAAGACCACCGGGUUUCGUCGAACCACCUUCUGUUGUUUGGACAGAGGAAAUGGAGCAAAAGUUAUGGGAGAUACUUACACAAAACAAACGGCAAAGCAUCGAUUGGUAUGCUGCUUCUCGACUUUUAAAUGUACCUGUACCUUAUCUCCUGCGUCAUGCUGCAUUUUUAUAUGAAACGCAAUUGCGUGGAGUUCAGAUGCAAUUACGGCGGGGAGAAACUUUAAGUGCUAGUACUAGUACCGGGACUAUUGGUAGUCGCAAUAGGGCAUCAAGUAGAGCAUCUUUAACAAAAGUUUCGAUUUUUGAUGGUGAUGGAGUGGUAACUGGUCAUCAAAGACCACCAUCUGCAACUUCAAAUGCAAGCAGAGAACAAUAUAUUACAUCUCGUGGUGGAUAUGCUGGUUCACAGGACAUGAUACGGACAGGGAGCAAUACUAGUUUAACAGAUGGCCGUAAACAAGCUAGUGGGUCAGAAUCAUCAUCUAUACAUGCGCCCAUUACGCAAUCGAUAAAUGAAGCAGGAUUGCAAGUUCAAGGAAAAAAUGUUUUUGCUCAAGGACAAGCUACACCAUCUUCUAAUAUAUCAGGACGUCAAAUGUCUCCUUCUUCAUCUGUUUCAACGAUUACAACUGAUCAAGUUACGAAACAAUCUACUCAUAUAACAUAUAAACCAAAUUAUUCAACAACUUUAUCUACGAUAGAAUCAUCAUCAACAAAUGAGUGUUUUGCCACACCUGCUGCAUCAGUGACUAUACCUCUUUCUCGAACUCUUUCAAAUCCAUUAUCUCUUGAAGCACGUGAUCUUUCUAGGAGCAUUCAGAAUAUGAAAAUUGAUGAUGAUGAUUCUGAUGAAGAUAAUGAUUCAAAAAAAAGUGAAGAUUCCUCGAAUGAAAGAUUAGAAAAAUUGGAGAAAUUGCAAAAGCAAGACAUUGCAGCUUUUUUACUACCAAAUUCAUCGAGUUCAGUAAUUCAAACUGAUGUUAUUGGUGCAAACGAAAAUAAUGAACCGAUAAGUUUUAAGGUUCCAACGAUUGAUUUGGCAGUAAAUUUACAACAACAGCCUGCAAAAGGAUUGAGGAUGAACAUACCAACAGCAGCUGCAGAUUCUCAACAAUCCCUUAGUGCAAAUGAUUCCUCAUCAUCUUUCAGUGAUAUAGAUUCAUUAACUCAUUCUGAAUUAGAAAAUGCUUAUUUAGAAGAAGCAUCAAAUUUUAACGGUUCUAAAACAUCCUUAUAUUCGGUUAGAAAAAGUACAUAUCCUUCAUAGUAAAUAAUUACAAUUAUAAACGUUCA